AUGUUGGGAUACACCCGAUUGAAUACAUUACUGCGAUAUCAAACUAGAAACUACAGAUUAAAGAGAACAACGCCAGCAUCUCAUAUAUUUAGAUCGAACCAGGUGAAUGACAAUGCUAUAAUUAAUAAACAAACUAACACAAAUUUCAAACCUGAAGAGAUAAGUAAGUUAAAUUUUAAAGGACUUGGACUUGAACACUUGAACACCUCUUCUCUAAAGGAUGGUUUCGAAAGUGCUCUCGUUCUAGAUUAUUUAAAUUUUACAAAAUCACCUUAUAAUAGAAGUAGCAAAAAUUUGAAUAAACUAAAGAAACAUUUACAAGAUACCACUGAUGAGAAAAAAAAAUUUAACCUUUUAUUUGAUUUUCUGUUAGAGGAAUCUAAUAUUGAAAUAAACCAACAUCAAAAAUUAGGCAUUGAAGGUUCACAAUUAGAAAGAUUGGACAACCAAAAAAUGAUAAUUGAAAAUGAAAAGGAAGAUCCUACUGCAAUAUUUCAAGAACUAAUUAUGUCAAAAGAAAAAGAAGAUCCAAAUUUAAAAUCAUUUGCGAACUUUAAAUUUGUUCUUUAUUUACUGGAUAAGCUCGAGCAAAAUUUUCAGAAAACAACAUUUCAAGAUAUACCAAUAACUAUUCCACAGCUCGUUAACGCAUUUGAAACAGCAAAAUUAUUACCAAUCGAUACCCUCAGAAGUAAAGGUAUUUAUUUAACCGGAAAUUUAUUAUAUGCUUCCAAUAAAGUUAGGCUAGACCCAGUUAAUGAAUCAUUUUACAUUAAUGCAUUAGUAAAUUAUGGAAAGUUUAAAAAAGCAUAUUCCUUAUUUGCAUCAUAUAAAGAUAAGUGCUCAGAAAGAUGGUGGUAUGAGUUAGGCUUAAUGCUCUUUUUGACAAGUAAUUCUUUAAAGAAAUUUGAUAGAUUAUUAGUAGAAUUCGACAGCAAAUUUAAUGAAUCCACUUAUUUAUCCCCAAAAGUUUUGGUUUUCGGUAUAAAGAAAAAAGUUUACAUACAUGACACUAAAAGUACAGUGUUUUUAACUAAUCGAUUCAUUAAUAUGAUAAAUGAAUUCGGUUAUAAAGGUUUGAGAGACAAGGAUGAUCUUAAUAGUAAAAAGAGUAGAUUCUUUCGCAGUGAAGAUCAAGCUUACGAAUUUUUAAAUGAAAAACAGUUAUUAAGUAUAUAUGAUAUUGUCAAGGUACUUUCAUAUUUGACUUAUAAACAAAACAUCCCAAUUGCAUAUAAAAUACUAAACGCACUUAUUACAAGCAACAAAGUUGAUAACAUUAACCUUAAAUAUUUGAUUAAAUCAACUAGAAUGAAUUUACUAGCAUCUCCAUCUGAAUUUGUAGAGGAAUUAAGACGUGCUUACAAAAGAGAUGCCAAUUGUAAGACAGAUUCAUUUGCUAAAUUUCAGAUAUUAUUAAAAGAAACUCAGAAAGAGUUAAAUAUAAAUAAUAACUUUCCUGAAUUACUAUAUGAAGAUUUUAAAUCACUAGUAAAGCAUCCUGCAUUAAAUCAACUGAUAUUUGAAUUUGUUACCGAGACUGAGAAAAAUGAUCAUCUGUCACAAUCUAAACAACUCUAUGAGCUAAUAAAAUAUUUACUGUCUAACAAUGAGUACAACAAAGCUAUCCUUUUAUUGAAAAAAAUGGAAUUAAAAUAUAGUGAAUACAGACAAUCCAAUAUGAGCACAACCAAUGAUAAUAAUAAUGAUAAAUUUCUUAAUGCGCAUCAUUAUGCAUUGUUAUUAGAAUACUUUUACUUAAAAUGUAGAAAAGGAGACAAGGCUAAGGUUGAAAAAUAUUCUGCUAAAAUUUCUGAGAUUAUUGAUAACUUAGAAAAAAACGAAAUACCAAUAAAUUGUACAUUUUUAGCUAAAUUGCUAAAAUUUUACACGGAUAACAGAGACUUCAAUAACUGUUUUCAGAUCAUUAACCAAAGCUUAGCCGCCAAAUUAGAAAAAAUGAAUGAAACUCACAGAUUUUCUACGUUUUACGAAAGAAGAGUUAUAACGAAAAACUUGUACAUUGAGAUAUGUAAGGCAUACUUAAGGUAUUAUAGAGUAUUAAUAGCCCAUAAGGAAUAUGCUGCUCCUAAAUCCAAUAUAUUUUCAUGGAAUUCAAUGGUUUUAAAAUUAAAAUCACAGACUUUUAUACAUCCGCAGUUUUCUCAUCGUCAAUUAUUUUCCAUAAUGACCGAAGGUGAUACAUUAUUAUUUGAUCAAAUACUUUACAAAUUAUUUAUACGACUAUUUAUUAUUGCUGGUGAUUGGCCUGGCUUGAUAGGUGCAAUAUAUUACAUCAGUGAAAAAUAUGGAUUGAAGCUAACUAUGGAUUCUAAAGAAUACAUACUGAAAGGUCUAGAGACUGUAUAUAUCGAAAAAUUAUCAGGAUAUAAAACUGGAGAUUCAGGGAUAUUAAACAAUGAGAGAGUAACUCAAGCUACCAUCAAAGUUAGGCAAAUGAUAAAAAGUGAUAAAUUAUUAUGGAGACCUAAACAACAAAGUUUCUCAAAUGACUCUAUAAUAGAAGAAAUAUUGUGUUGCAUGAAGUUUAUUGACAAUGACAUAGAAUCUUGGAGGAAGAAUCUAGAACUCACUUUCCAAGAAUUUAGUAUAGAAGAGACUAACAUAACCAAAUUAAUUAAACGUGUAAAUAGCUAA
Molecule: messenger RNA, 2658 nt
Organism: Tetrapisispora phaffii CBS 4417
Lineage: Eukaryota; Fungi; Ascomycota; Saccharomycetes; Saccharomycetales; Saccharomycetaceae
Gene: SOV1
Product: Sov1p
Exons: 1
Coding region: 1-2658 (885 amino acids)
Source: RefSeq, a predicted model, not a curated record